AUGACGCUUUUCAAAAAGAUCCAAUGGUUCUGCAACCUGCUCCGUCUGAGAAGCUACUACAAAUUCAUGCUCCUAAUAGCUUACACCGCGUUCGGAGCGUGGCUCUUCAGAACUUACGAGCUACAGGCCGACAUUAAACGACGAUCCGUGUUUGGGAAUAACACUAAUUUGGUCAGAAGACAAGUAGGUUUCCUGGCUUUCUGCAACAAUCCAACCCUUCCUGGUUGUGUUUUGCAGCUUGCCGAACGUUGGAUCGAAAUGCACAAAGACGCAGUUUUGAGGAAUGACACCGCUUUACGGGUGAGUGCUUUGUGGCACGUCUUUUCUGAAAACGGCCCUUGUUAAGCACCGACGGGCGGCCGAAGCAGUCGAGUGGCUCCUCGAAGAACUGAACCUUUCCGAUCACAUCAGGGAUUUGUCUGAGGAGACACCCUGGACCUGGACUGGAGCCAUGUUUUAUGCAGGACAAUUAUACACUACCAUAGGUAUGAAAUCUUGCGCUCAGACUUUUCUCAGAUCCUACUAACCAUGGUAAUGUUUAUGAUUCCAAACCUUCUUUUUGAAUGCAUUCAGGCUACGGCUACCCAACGGCCAAGACCGACGAAGGCCGGAUCUGCACGAUUCUCUACUCACUCUUCGGAAUCCCGUGCUUCCUGAUGUACCUGAAGGUGAGCAAUUUGUCAGAGAAUGAAAAAAGAGUUGAUCUUAUUUUAUUAAUUGACGUUUGCUCUCGUGGCGCCAUUUUAUCUUUCUCUCUCGGUUGCAAGUUGACUAAUGAGCUGCUGAACAGCUCAUUUGUUACACUCGAUCAGAUAGAAAGUGGGGGGACACAACAUGGAAUAAAAACGAGCGGAGAGGGGGUCACAUGAGGGCAAGAAAUGAAAUAUUGCAGUCGAUCGGUAAACUACUGUCGAAAAAGAUGCGGAAGUAUUAUAAGAAGUUGAGAAGAUCCGCACUCGGAAAAUUCUUGCUGCCCAGCAGGGUUACGGUAACUGAAGACGUGACGAGUGUCACUUUCAGAUGGUUCACAAUUUUCAGGCAGUCAAAGAAGGCUAUGAAGCAGAAGCCGCGGCUGCGGAGGAAAGGAAGAAGAAGCCGUUCCCGAUCCCAAUAGCCAUCAUCAUGCUCAUCAUUUGGAUCUGCUUCUCGGCGUCCAUGUUCUGCAUCUGGGAGGACACGUGGGUCUUCUCUUCCGCCGUCUACUUUUUCAUCGUAUCUAUAUCGUGAGUCAAAGCCACUGAUUCAAAUCCUAAACAAAAACUGGAUGCUCAGAACCGUCGGUCUGGGAGAUAUGCUGUUCCGAACUCCCGAUAUGAUGGUCUUCAAUUUCCUGCUCAUUCUCGUCGGUCUCGCUUUGCUUUCAAUGUGUUUCGAGUUGAUAACUGAUCGGGUUGCAAAGUGGAAACAGAAGAGAUUCGACGAACACAUCAAGAAAGUGCAGAAGAUGGCGUUCCAAGUGUUCGAGAAGGAUCCAUUUGUGGAAGAAGCGCCGCUUCUUGGCAUCCGAAUGGCUCGUCAGUCUUUUUGUUCUUCUCCCAAACAUCCGUUAGUCAGUAAGUUUCAGCCAACCUUAUGCAAAUAGCGGCGACUCAUGUAAGUGAGGAGAAACGAGGAUUCUUCGCCGAGUUCAAAGAUUGGUUCGCUGGAAAAGUGACGGACAAUGUGAUAAUGUCGAAGCUGGAAGACAGCGAUGAAGACUCGGAAGAAGAGGAAAUGGCGGAAGAGUUCGAAGGACCGCCGAUCGCCACCGUCACCAGCAAUGACCUGGUUGUGUGCUCGAACGGAGGCGCCACCAGAAGAGUCAGCAAACAGAGCUACGCACGUCAGUUUGCCACGUUUACCUAGGGAAAUCACAUCGAUCGUUUCAGUAUCCGACGUCUCCAACCUUUCAAAUUCAAAAGUUCUUCCUACAAACAACUAUGGUCAACUUUUGAACAGAAUCAAAGCGAUGGAGAAGUUCAAGCCGAAGAAGCAUGACUUGGAUUCGAGAAUGUUUGCAAAGUUUCUGGAGAACAAAAAGUUGGCGAAGAUUCUAGAGCAGACGGAACUCCGAGAACUGGCGACGGUCUCCUGCCAGACAGAUCUCAGUGGACUGGUCGUUCAGAGGAGAAAUCCGAAGGGAAGACAUGCGAGAAUCGGUCUGUUUUUCGGGAGAUUUGUUGAUAUUGUUCAUUUUUUGCAGGCUCGGUAUCCUCCCAAUCGACAAUGUCCACUUUCAUCACUAACAAUCGUCAUGCCCCGGACGACGAUUCGGUGAUGUCGUUCACGUUCGGCGAUCUGAAGUUCGAUUACAAGACAGAGCCUCUGAUUGAUGAGUAUCACAUUCGAGAAUCGAAUCAUUCCAUAUUCGAUGUCAGAUUUCACUUGAAAACCUCUUUCCAGACAUUUAUAUUGCAGUUCGAUGAGGAUGAUAUCGUGAAAAUCCCGCAGAAGAUGUUGGUGCCCCGGCCGGGAAUGCCUCCGCCCCCGCCCACGCACUCCUCGAAACUGGCGUCACCGCUUCGAGCUCUUCUGGAAAGGGAACAGAAGUACGACGACGAUCCGGAGAUUCUGAUGACACCAAGGAGAUUGGCGUCAAUGGGUGAUAUACAGUGAGUGAUUCAGAAGAAGGUAUUGAGAACUAUUUCAGGUUAGAGGAACAUUCGGACGUCAUAAAAGUAGGAAGAACAGUAUGAAUCUGUUGUAUCCCCACAGUAGACCUGAAUUUUUCGUUGUGAACUUUACAAUUAUCACAAUUUUCUCUCUCUUCGAAUAUUCCCCCUUAAAUAUCCUUUUCAGAGCUCGAAAAGUGAAAAUCGGUUAUGAUGAGAAUCUGCAGCACGCGCGUCUUGUCUGCGGCCUUCUUCCGCAAGACUUUGAGUCCCCGACCACAUCCACGUGAGCACAUUCUUCUCGCUGCCUCGUUCAUUGUCUUACUACAGAUCAACUUCGAUGAUCGACUCUGGAUACGAUCUUUCGAAGCGAGAUGCUCCACUUAAUAUUGUCUAG
This is a messenger RNA of Caenorhabditis sp. 36 PRJEB53466, 2988 nucleotides long. The record is from the annotation of a GenBank genome assembly. Lineage: Eukaryota; Metazoa; Nematoda; Chromadorea; Rhabditida; Rhabditidae.